GGCAUCCCCCUCCUCCCUCCCUCCCGCCCGCCCUUAUAGCCCGGCCCGCGGCCCAGCGCGGCCUCUCAGCGCCGGGCGGGCCCGGCAUGGCCGCGGAGCGGGGCUCGCCCAGCCUCCUGGCCCUCCUGCUGCUGCUGGCGGGCGGCGGACAGCGGCCGGGAGCCGCCGACUACUGCAGCUGGAGGGGCAGCGGUUUGAGCUGGGAGCCCCGUUCCCGUGCGGUGGAGCAGGUCCAUCUGCGUUGCACCGAGGGCUCCCUGGAAUGGAUGUACCCAGCGCGAGCCCUGCGUGUCGUUCUGGAGCCCAACCUCUCCAGUGCCCGCCACACCACUGUCUGCAUCAAGCCUGCCAGUGACUUCCAGGGUGCCAGCGUCUACGUGGAACGUGCUGGGCAGCUGCAUCUGGUGGUAAGCGAGGCAGAAGGGGCUCGACCCCACCACGUGUCUUGCUUCAGUGCCCACACGCCGCAACGAGUGGCCCUCUUCCUGCAGGCCAGCCCGCAGAGGGACAUCAGCCGCCGGACGGCCAGCUUCCAGUACGAGCUGCUGACCAACCAGGGUGCUGCUGGCCCCGAAUUCAAAAAGAUGGCACUGGUCGAAGCUAUGUGCCGUCCUUGUGACAACAUGGAACUUCUUAUGGCCAUUUGCAGCAGUGAUUUUGUGGUGAAAGGAUCUAUCCGAAAUGUUUCCCACGAUUCAGAGAACCACAUGUCACAGGUUGAUGUCAGCGUCCAGAAAGUCUACAGACAGAAAAACAGAGUUUUCCAGCAGGACGAAGCAAGUGGUGAAUGGCGAGGCCCUAUACGAACCCUGCUGCAAUGCAAGGUGAAGAAGGGAGGUGGAGAUUUCCUUUUCACUGGAAAUGAACAUUUUGGCGAAGCUUGGUUGGGCUGUGCUCCUCGGUUUAAAGAUUUCAUGUUCAUUUACCGGGCUGCCAGAGAAAGAGGAGCCAACCCAUGUGAGUUUCAGCUCAACUGACAGGAGUGACACUGGAGUUGAGAGUUGAAAAACUUCAGCGCAGUUUUUGGAUACUGAGUCUGAAGUAGGGUUAAAACCAAGGACUAAAGCUAACAAUUUCACCAAAACUGGAGCCUGGAGAAUUUCCUGAAGAUAAUGGCUCUGUGAGCCCUGAAAACUCUGACUUUUAAUCCACAUUUGCAUUAGCUACAUUAAUUUCUCCUUCUUCACAUCUUCUUUGCCUCACAAAAUAACUCUGAAUUUUGAGAGGGUUGUCUUUUUUGUGCUUAGAAAGCAGCUUGUGGUCAGUAUUACAAAAUUCUCUCUAAUGUCUUUUGCUCCAUGUACCUACUAUGUGCUUCUUGUCUAGAUUUUUUUCUCUCUUCCCCCAUCUCUACUUGAUUUCCCUUCCAAAUGGCUCCUUUGGUUUUUGUUUGGUUGGUUUUCGGGUUUUUUAAAUGAAUGCUAACUAUAGUCUUAGCCAUAGUUACUAAACUUUCAGGCAGUUGACAGGUUUGCCAGGUUUUUUGCCUUCUGUACGUUAGCAGAGAGAUUAACUAACCCUCUGGGGCAAAAUCACAGCUGAUACAAUUCUGCAGCACUCUGUUGAUUUCUGCACAGUUGACAGCCUCUGAUUUUGUGCCCGUGCAAACAGGCCAAUGAGGGAUAUACUGCACUUUAGCUAAUAUGAACACUAACACUGUAUCACUACCAGAUGAGAAAAGGUGUUUGGGAAAUGCAUUGAAAUGAUCAGAAGUUCUAGUUGUAGCAUUGUCUGUGUGAGAGUGUAAUAUUUGGUAUUUGUAGUACUGGGCCCACAACUAGCUUUAGUUACUGUUUAGUACACAACAGGAAAGACCUAAGCGAACUGGCCGUUGUAAAGUAUUGGAGAAUGUACAGGGAUAUCUGAGUACUUGGGUUUUGAGAGCUGGAGAUCAGUGCUGUAUUUGAGAUUUUAAAUCGAAUACUUGUCUUUGGUUGUUAUUUGCACUGUAAAUAUGAGAUAAAAUAUGUUCUGUUAGUAUA
Messenger RNA from Harpia harpyja (harpy eagle), 1982 nucleotides. Its product is annotated as meteorin-like protein. Gene Ontology annotation, molecular function: hormone activity. The record is from RefSeq and is a predicted model, not a curated record. NCBI's taxonomy places the organism in Eukaryota, Metazoa, Chordata, Aves, Accipitriformes, Accipitridae. Bases 87 to 977 code for a protein of 296 amino acids. The transcript has 4 exons.